Messenger RNA from Python bivittatus (Burmese python), 4006 nucleotides. It is a transcript of the gene ABI1, whose product is annotated as abl interactor 1. The record is from RefSeq and is a predicted model, not a curated record. Gene Ontology annotation, molecular function: SH3 domain binding; signaling adaptor activity. Gene Ontology annotation, biological process: neuron migration. NCBI's taxonomy places the organism in Eukaryota, Metazoa, Chordata, Lepidosauria, Squamata, Pythonidae. Gene Ontology annotation, cellular component: SCAR complex; lamellipodium; actin-based cell projection.
GAGGAGGGCUCUUGAGAGGAAGGAAGGUAGGGAAGGGAAGGGUCGCGAGCGGGCGGGGAAAGCCGAGCGUCUGAGGCGAGAGCCAGGCGAGAAGGGCUCCCACAAUAGCAGGCGGGUCGUGAGCCGGUGGCGCUCCCGCGGUCUCUUGAACGCCGGAGGGAGCAAUGCCGAAGGGUGGAAAAUGGCAGAGCUGCAAAUGUUACUAGAAGAGGAAAUCCCUUCGGGCAAGCGGGCUUUGGUGGAGAGCUACCAGAACCUCACCAGGGUCGCCGACUACUGCGAAAACAACUACAUCCAGGCUCCAGACAAAAGGAAAGCAUUAGAAGAGACCAAAGCAUAUACAACCCAAUCUUUAGCCAGUGUUGCUUACCAGAUCAAUGCAUUGGCCAACAAUGUGCUCCAACUACUGGAUAUCCAAGCCUCCCAGCUCCGGAGAAUGGAAUCCUCAAUCAAUCAUAUUUCACAGACAGUGGACAUACAUAAAGAAAAAGUUGCCCGUAGAGAGAUUGGCAUUUUGACAACUAAUAAGAAUACUUCCAGAACACACAAAAUAAUAGCUCCAGCAAACAUGGAGCGGCCUGUAAGGUAUAUUCGAAAACCGAUAGACUACACAGUAUUGGAUGACGUAGGCCAUGGUGUGAAGUGGCUAAAAGCCAAGCAUGGAAGCAAUCAGCCUGCAAGAACUGGCACUUUGUCAAGAACAAAUCCUCCUACACAGAAACCACCAAGUCCUCCUAUGUCAGGCCGAGGAACGCUAGGACGGAACACUCCCUAUAAAACGUUGGAGCCUGUUAAGCCACCCACAGUCCCCAACGAUUACAUGACUAGUCCAGCAAGACUUGGAAGUCAGCACAGUCCUGGAAGAACAGCUUCCUUAAACCAGAGGCCGAGGACACAUAGUGGUAGUAGCGGAGGAAGCGGCAGUCGAGAAAACAGUGGGAGCAGUGGUAUUGGCAUUCCCAUUGCAGUGCCUACACCUUCACCACCAACUAUUGGCCAAGCUGUUCCUGGGUCAGCUCCUGGUUCCCAGUAUGGCACAAUGACCAGGCAGAUUUCCCGACACAACUCUACCACUUCUUCAGCCUCUUCUGCUGGAUUUAGGAGGAAUCCUUCUGUGACUGCUCCAUUUUCUGCUCAACCUCAUGUUAAUGGCGGGCCUCUCUAUUCUCAAAACUCAAUUUCUAUUGCUCCACCCCCUCCCCCUAUGCCUCAGUUGACUCCACAGAUACCUCUCACAGGCUUCGUGGCCAGGGUGCAAGAAAACAUUGCUGACAGUCCAACUCCACCUCCACCACCACCUCCAGAUGAGAUGCCUAUGUUUGAUGACUCUCCACCACCUCCACCACCACCACCAGUGGAUUAUGAAGAUGAGGAGGCUGCAGUAGUGCAGUACAAUGAUCCGUAUGCUGAUGGAGAUCCAGCCUGGGCACCUAAAAACUAUAUUGAGAAAGUUGUUGCCAUAUAUGACUACACAAAGGACAAGGAUGAUGAGCUGUCAUUCAUGGAGGGUGCAAUCAUUUAUGUGAUAAAGAAGAAUGAUGACGGUUGGUAUGAAGGUGUAUGCAACAGAGUGACUGGCCUGUUUCCUGGAAAUUAUGUUGAAUCAAUCAUGCACUAUGCAGAUUAAUUCUUGCUUGAGGUCAGGCCUUGCCUUCAGUCAUGCCAUAAUGAUCUACAAAGGGUAAAUUAACACUUGUCUUAAUGCUCUUUAAAAUGUGCACAUCCUUUCCAGGCCAUACUAUUUAAAUGGCAUGAUUGAAUGUUCAUCUGUAAGCAUCUGUCUCUGGAGUUUGUAAAAUGAACAAAUGUUUUAGAGGUGUGCAGAACGGAAUGGCUUGUUCUCAGAAAUUCUGUUUUUUUCCCAGAAUGGCCCAGUCUGAACAUUCUGGGUGACAUUUGUGUUUCCAGAAGCCUUUCUUCUGGAUCAGGAAGUGACUCAUGGUGUUCCAGACACCAUCUGGUUCUAAAACAAGAGUUCUACAAACCAUUUCUCAUUCCAGAAGAUAUACUUCCAGAAACAUACAUUCAAGAAAUGGUUGGUUUGGCCCAUUCCAGAGGAGAAACAGAACAUUCCAAGAAAAAGCUAUUCUGUUUUGCAAAUAACUAAACUGUUUAUUACUGAUUAUGCUUAUUUACUUAUGCGUUGUUUUUUACGACCAGCCUAAAUAUUCUGGGGAAGUAGGGUAUAUACUAUUUAAUGACUCAUGAUUCAAAUCGUGCCAUUGUUUUCUUUUCUCAGUGCAACAAUGUGAUAAACUAACAACUGUUAGACUAACAUCAAAUCUGGUUGAAAAAUUCAAUAAUGCUGGUCAUUUUACCUUUGUUUAGACUAUUGCUCAUCCUCAAAGUAUAGUAUUUGUUUAAAAGCAUGCAUAAAAACUUAUGUAUUGAAUUACACUUUUUUUCUCAAAAUCCAAGAUGCUUCCAAUUCGUUGUAAUCUUUUACUGGAGUAAUUUCACUAAAAGUCUAUUCCAAUGAGUCAUUUGAGUCUCUAUCGAAGAUGUCCAUGUGAAUCAAAGAUGGGUGGUCUUAUGAUGUGUAUGUAAUUUGUACCUGAGUUUUUAAUGAGUAAAAUUGCAUUGACUUUUCCAUUCAUAAAUACAUAAGUGAACCAAAGGUCUUGUCCAUUACUUUUGUUGGCUUGCCUUGCCUUGCAAAGCAAUAUUGAAGCAUGUUGACUUACCAAAUUUCCCCCUUAUCAACAGGGACCUUUUUAAUUGCAAGUCCAAAGUCUUGACACCACAACAAAGGGAAAACUACACUUCUGCAGGCUUACCAUAUAUUCAGAUUACACUAUUAUUUGGUUUAUUCAUUAGUAAAUGGAAUGCGGACUUAUGGAGACUGCUACCCAUGACUUUGAUUAGCUACUAUUGGAAACAGAAAGCACAGCAAUAAAAGGCUUAUGGAAGAAUGUAUAAAACAAAGUCAUCCUAGCUCACUAAAAUGCCUGCUCGCUUUCUCUUUCUGGUCUCUUAUCAGACUGGAGUGAUCUGGGAGCAAGUUUUCAGCAGAAAUCUGUUUCUCUUCUUGCCUGUCAGAGUGUGGCCAGGGCUGUCCAAGUUAUAAUAUUGAUGUACCAUAAGAUGGGUGAAGUAAACAUUUAAUCACCUUUGUAUUUCAGCUGCAGUGGUAAAUGCAGUGGUACUUUUCAUGUACCAAGCAGCCUUUUGCUGUAGUAGAACUGCCUUAAGAGAGGAGCUUUAGUGAUUCAUUGCAAAAUUAGAUGAAUAAUUUUCUGCAAUGUGCAGAGGGUGGGUGAACAAACUAUCUCAAGCAACUGUUCCAAUUACUGCCCCCAUUUAAAAGGUCUCUUGUCCUGCUGAAAGUAAAAUUUCAUCAUUGAGGGGAUUUUCUACUGAUUUGUCCACAUCACUGUAUUUAAGUAGGUUGCUGCAGAGAACAUCUAGGAAUACAGAGCAUACGGGCCUAAGAGCAGGGAUGUACUUCCAUAGCAAUGCUGUUUCUAGACAUGCAUCCCACUAGAGAGAGCAAGCAGCAGCUUAUGUAGAAAAAGGCAUAGGUUGUCAUAUAGCCCAUUUGGCUUUUAGUGUGCACUAGAAUACCUCCAGUUUGAGCACAAGGUCAAGUGAUGCUUCUGCUUUUGGACUAUACACAAGUUAAGACUAUAAAUAUUCAUAAACUAUGAAUAUUAGUAAGGGAUUUGUUGCUUUAUGUAGUAAAGAUUUAUUUGGACUUAAGCACUGUCCUAAUGGGUAUUACAUGAUGAAAAAGCAAGUGUACUGGAUACAAGAGCAGUAAUAUUAUUUUCUAGCAUGACAUUAAAUAUUGAAGGUUCCCUUGCCGCCUUGUUCCUUAAUGAACCUAAUUAAUUGCUUUAUUUGCCUUUUCCUGAUUGUUAACAUGUUAUUUCUGACAUCAAACAGCAACCCAUGAAACCUAUUUGUAUUCCCUUUAUAAAUUGGAACACUUCUUGAUUUGUAUAUAACCUGUUUUAAUUAUAACAAGUAUGUACAGUCUUUUAUAAUAAACCAUUCUUUAAUUUUC